AUGAGCACCUACACCGUUGGCCUCAAGGCUCUCCUGCCUACUCUCGGCCUUAUCUACGGCUUCCAGGCAGCAUGCGCCAGUAUCGCCGUCCCACUCAAGACCGAAAAGUACUACGACCUCUGCGGCUCUCUCGGCUUCAUCUCGGCCGCCGGUGCCUCGCUCUACAUGCCAUGGAUUCGCGCACGAUACAUUGAUGGGUUCAAGAACAUCUCUUUGCCUACGUCCCUUUCCGCCUUUCAUCCGAGGCAGACCAUCAUGACCGGACUCACCCUCUUCUGGGCCAUUCGCCUCGGCAGCUUCCUCUUCCAACGCAUCAAGAAGUCGGGCGGCGACAGCAGGUUCGAUGAGAUCAAGCAGAGCCCUCCCAAGUUCUUCGGUGCAUGGAUGAUGCAGGCCACCUGGAUUGCCAUCACCGCGCUCCCCGUCUACCUCGUCAACUCCAUUCCCAAGGCUUCCCAACCUCCUCUUGGUCCUCGUGACUACCUGGGUCUCGCCAUCUGGAUCGCUGGCAUGGGCCUUGAAGUAACCGCAGACCGUCAAAAGUCGCAGUGGAGGGAGGACAGGGAGGCCGGAAAGCACAAGGAACCCUUCAUCAGCUCAGGUGUCUGGAGCUGGUCGCGUCAUCCCAACUACUUCGGCGAGGUCAGCCUGUGGGCCGGUCAAUUUGUUCUCUCCACAACCGCCAUUGCCAGCGCCGGUACCUUCUACCCCACCUGGGCUGUGGGUCUCGCAGCUCUUAGCCCUUUGCUCGAGUACGGCCUCAUUCGCUUCAUCUCCGGUGUGCCCAUGCUCGAGAAGAGCGGUGACGACAAGCACAAGGACAAGCCAGAGUGGAAGCGUUACAAGGAGCAAGUCCCGUGCUUCGUCCCCUUCAUCGGCUCCAAGAAUUGA
Molecule: messenger RNA, 891 nt
Organism: Pseudozyma hubeiensis SY62
Lineage: Eukaryota; Fungi; Basidiomycota; Ustilaginomycetes; Ustilaginales; Ustilaginaceae
Exons: 1
Coding region: 1-891 (296 amino acids)
Biological process (GO): lipid metabolic process
Cellular component (GO): membrane
Molecular function (GO): oxidoreductase activity, acting on the CH-CH group of donors
Source: RefSeq, a predicted model, not a curated record